Molecule: messenger RNA, 1848 nt
Organism: Sordaria macrospora k-hell
Lineage: Eukaryota; Fungi; Ascomycota; Sordariomycetes; Sordariales; Sordariaceae
Source: RefSeq, a predicted model, not a curated record
AUGCGCCUACUCAAGACCGACACGUUUGAACUCGCCGAGUUUGUGGGCGAAGGAAUACCAAAAUACGCCAUCCUGUCGCACACAUGGGAAGGAAAAGAGGUCAGCUUCCACGACAUUCAGCAACCGAAUGCGCUUACAUACCUGAAAACCGACAAGACGCCUACUCCAGCUUGGGCGAAGAUCAAGCACGCUUGCCGUUUGGCACAGGAGGACAAAUUCGAGUUCAUCUGGAUAGACACCUGCUGUAUCGACAAGUCCAGCAGUGCCGAAUUGCAGGAGGCCAUCAAUUCCAUGUUCGCGUGGUACCGGAAGUCAGCCAUCUGUUAUGCUUUCCUCUCGGACAUAAAGAGGAUCGGUUUCUACAUUUGGCAACAUCCAUCAAUCGAUAUCACCGGUUCGCGCUGGUUCACAAGAGGCUGGACUUUGCAGGAAUUGUUGGCCCCUGACUUUCUCUAUUUCUACGACGCAUCCUGGAACAAAUUGGGCUCGCGCAAUGGCUUUGCAGAGAGUAUCUCGAAAGCGACGAGAAUUCCAAUCAUUUGCCUAGCUGGCCCAGAGUACGGUCAAUGUGACAUGUACCAGGCUAAAGACGGCACCUUCAUUCGCACACCAAAAACAAGGAAAAGGAUCGAGGACGAGCUUCAAAAAGCCACGGUGGCGGCAAGGAUGUCUUGGGCCGCGAACAGACAAACUACCAGAGUCGAGGACGAGGCAUACUGCCUGCUUGGGCUAUUUGAUAUCAAUAUGCCUAUGCUUUACGGAGAGGGCAACAAGGCUUUCAUGCGACUUCAACAUGAGAUCAUGAAAACAUCUGACGAUGCCACCAUCCUCGCUUGGGGUUAUGGCAUGCCUAUCGACCGUGAUGCAUACAUGGAUAUGGCUAAUGAAUAUGCUGCGCAUAAUCCCCAAGUGUACCGUCAACACCUACGUGAGCAAGCAUGCAAGAUCAGACCUCGUUCACUGUUGGCCACAUCUCCUGCGGAUUUUCGGUUUGCCGGAGGUCUUAAGAAAUACAACGGUUCCAAUAACCUGUCACUCGAAUUUGGCAUCAGCCAGCGGGGUCUGUUGUUGGAUGGUCUCUAUGGAUUCGACAUAAAUUCGGGUCUCCAAUACCUCUUUCUUCCGUGCACCGACCCCGAAGAAAAUGUCUUGGCUCUUCCAAUGGUUUCCCUGAUGAGCAUCUAUCGUUCUCAAUCCUACCAUGAUAAAAGCCUCGCGAACACCCUUUGUGUACCUCUACCAACGGCGCAUGAAUUCGCGAUGUCGCAUUAUUUGCGUCACACUCUGUCAAUAAAACAGGCAAAAUACUUCCUCUGUGUUGAGCGUAAGACCCCGCCACCCCCGUCAGUUUCGCAUCAGCCCUUCGACAGCGGAACCUGGGAACUGUGUUUCCGGAAACAACCACCGUUGCCGAAUCAUGGAGCUUUAGAUUUCAGUGUGGAGACGAUCUUUCCUAUUCAGUUAAAAUUACCCUUUCGGUUCGUCGCCGACAUGUCGCCCACUCAACGCUCAGAAAGCCACUCUGGCUUAGUUUUUCCUCCAGUUACUGGGAAUUCCGAGCAAUAUAAGCCUCUGGCAAGCAGUCAAUUGUUCAUCUUGAACAUCAAUGGCAAGAGAAUAUUACUGGUGCUGGGUCGGGAGACCGGCAAUCCUCUGGCUUGCGAUGCUGCGAUGUUGGAUCCAAAAGAGUUGCUGAGACCUACAUGGUACAACCUCUCGCAGAUCCUAAAAGACGGGUUCAGAAAGGCUCACAGAAUACGAGCUUCCAAGUCCCCAGAUUUGGUUACCCAGCCGUAUCUUGUCUUCAAGCUAUUCCCAUGGCUGGAGUUGUGGGCAAAACGGUGGUAA